AUGACCAAAUCUCCUUCUCCAAACUCAGAGAUCACCUUGCUACUCCGUCCCCACGUCGUCAAGCGAGAGUCCUCCGCCCUCGAACAGAACUCUUCGAUCCCCGUCGCAACCCCGUCAAUAUCUGGAGCCGGAAGAGGACGUCCCAAUGGAGGACGAACUGGAGCAGACGAAUUGAACGAGUUUCCCGGGAUCGAAGACCUGGGUUCGAGGCUAGCACAGUCUCGAAUUGUGACCAAUCCUGUUCCUCCCGCUACUCCCGCGCGGCAAUCCAGCGACGAGCUGCAAGAAGUGGGGUAUCUCACUCCGUAUGUCGCCUCCGCCAAGAGCAAGAAAGUCGCUGUUGGCGAUCGUGUGGAGAUUUCGCCCUCUUCGGUGACGGUCAGCAAUGGGACUGUAACCGUGUCUCACGGUUCGACCGUCACUCGCUUCCAUGACGUACGGGUUCGAGCGUCUCCUCACCUGUCCAGGGGUCAAUUGAUCCUGGCCACAUAUCUUCAGAAGAACAUUGGAAACCGUGCCUCAAACGUUCAGGCUCUGUGGACCGGUAUGCUGGCUCUGCUAAAAGAUCCAGACCUCGUGCUAGCAGAAGUGGAUGUCGAAGAUCGCUGUGAUGGGUGUCGCAACAUCCAGACCAAGUUCCUCCCCCCCACCGUGAAGAAGAUGUCGUGUAUGGCCCCCUUAUUCGUCGCCCCGGACGAUUCGAUCCAUAUUGGUGGCAAAUGUUACUAUUGCCAACUAACCGCUCGUCCCUGUUCCCUCGCUUCGUCCGGCAAACAUGGCUCCCGGUCAGCGCCGAAAAUCACCUAUCCGUUCCAUCGGUCCAUGUUUCGGGGGUUCCAAGUUCUUGGGGGGAUCCUAGUGUCAAUGGUAGACGAUGGGAAUACCUCCCUUUCUCAGCUGGGGGUGACGGGUUUGAAGGAAUUAACUAGAAUGGCUAAGGACCUUGAUCGCUCCAAAAUGGUGCCGGGAAUGUUCGAAGAAGCGGACGACGUCCUCGCUGUGUCCAAGAAGAGACUUCCCAUCCCUCGUUAUCAUUGGAGGUAUCGUCCUGUCCGGCAUCCGUCCGACUCCGAGUACACUGAUGAGGACCGCCCCUCUAAUCCUUCGGACGUCGAAUCAGACGAUGUGUUCGUCGAACAUGACCGUUCGACUAAGGGAAAAGGGAAGGAGAAAGCUGCUGUCCGGCCACAGAAGGGAAAGAAGGGUAAGGCUGUGGAAAGGAAGCGAAAACGCGCGGUGGAGGAUGAGGAGGAAGAGCAAGAAGAGGUCCAACGGGUUUUGCGUCCUCGAAGGUCGAAGGCUAUCCUUCGAUCGUCCUUGGUAACGCCGCCCAUCGACGAAGGAGAGGAAGAGUGGGAACCCGACUUCGAGACUUCCGGCGAUGAAGAUGAAGAGCACGCGGGUCCGUCGACUAGGGAGGCGAGGAAGAGCAGGUUGGAAAGGAGCAAGAGGGGGACAGGACGUAGGUGA
This is a messenger RNA of Tremella mesenterica DSM 1558, 1470 nucleotides long. RefSeq lists its product as uncharacterized. The record is from RefSeq and is a predicted model, not a curated record. The transcript is spliced from 6 exons. Lineage: Eukaryota; Fungi; Basidiomycota; Tremellomycetes; Tremellales; Tremellaceae. The coding region runs from base 1 to 1470 and encodes 489 amino acids.